Malaclemys terrapin pileata is the source of this 2649-nucleotide messenger RNA. RefSeq names its product programmed cell death 4 (gene PDCD4). The record is from RefSeq and is a predicted model, not a curated record. Gene Ontology annotation, biological process: negative regulation of DNA-templated transcription. Lineage: Eukaryota; Metazoa; Chordata; Testudines; Emydidae. Gene Ontology annotation, cellular component: cytosol; nucleus. The coding region runs from base 624 to 2030 and encodes 468 amino acids. The transcript is spliced from 14 exons.
AAGGGACUUGUUUGCCAGAGCUUAAGCUCCAAAGGGAAUCUAUGAACUGCCUCUGACUUCAGAAUUAUCAACAAGAUUCUGGGCAGAAGCAAGGGUGGGGACUAGUAAUUGCUUUGAGUACCAACUGGCAGUUCCAUGCUAGGAGACAUCAUCAUUAUCAAGAAUCCAGGUUAAUAAAGCAGGCAGCAAUCAACAUCCAGGGUUUAAAGAAUCCAGGACAGGACAACUCAACUCAGACACUUUGCACCUGAAAGAAGGAUCCAGCAGAAACCAUUGAGAAAGGAUUAUUUCCAAGUGACUUUGGGAGAAACACAUUUGUAAUGGAACAUUCUACUAGGAAGAAGAAAAUUAACCUCCUAAGAUAGGAAGGGGAAUCAAGAUCGUCUGACUGAGUGAGCAGUACAAGAGAAGACUCUUAGCAUAAUAAGAGUGCUUCAGAACUGAAUGAUUGAGGACUGCAACAGGUGGAAAGAGAAGAGGAGAAAAGCCAUUGAAAUCUCAUGGGAGAACUACACCUACCAAUAACAUUCACAAGACUACAAAGUGAUUCAUGAAAACUUUGAAGGCCUGAAAGGAAAGAUUUCCGUUUACAGUCAGUUCAGUUGAAGUGCAAUUAAACAACUAUGGAAGUAGAAAAUGAGCCGAUAUACAAUGUUAACCCAACAGAACUUGAUCAUCUAAGUGACACUCCAUUUUCUGGUGAGGAAGAAAAUGCUGGAAGUGAGGAAAUAAAGACUGAAAUCAAUGGAAAUUGGAUAGCUGCAUCUUCCAUUAAUGAAGCUAAAAUUAAUGCUAGAGCAAAGAGGCGGUUAAGGAAAAAUUCUUCUCGUGAUUCUGGGAGAGGAGACUCUGUUAGUGAUAAUGGAGAGGCACUGAAAAGUGGAGUUACUGCACCAACUAGUCCAAAGGGAAAAUUUCUGGACAGACGAUCCCGGUCUGGAAAAGGAAGGGGACUACCAAAGAAAGGUGGUGCAGGUGGCAAAGGUGUUUGGGGUACCCCAGGGCAAGUGUAUGACGUGGAGGAAGUGGAUAUUAAAGAUCCCAACUAUGACGAUGACCAGGAGAAUUGUGUCUAUGAAACUGUAGUUCCACCUUUGGAUGAAAGAGCAUUUGAUAAAACUUUAACACCAAUGUUACAGGAAUACUUUGAACAUGGAGAUACUAAUGAAGUUGCGGAGAUGCUGAGGGAUUUAAAUCUUGGUGAAAUGAAAUACAGUGUGCCAGUGUUGGCCGUAUCAUUGUCAUUAGAGGGGAAGGCUAGUCACAGAGAAAUGACAUCUAAGCUCCUCUCUGACCUUUGUGGGACAGUAGUGAGCACAAGUGAUGUGGAAAAAUCAUUUGAUAGACUACUGAAAGAACUACCUGAAUUGAUGUUGGAUUCUCCCAGAGCACCACAGUUAGUUGGCCAAUUUAUUGCUAGAGCAGUUGGAGAUGGGAUUUUAUGUAGUACUUACAUAGACAGCUACAAAGGCACCGUGGAUUGUGUCCAGGCUCGAGCUGCAUUGGACCGAGCUACUGUGCUGUUGAGUAUGAAAAAAGGUGGAAAGCGUAUAGACAGCGUAUGGGGAUCAGGUGGCGGACAGCAAUCUGUAAAACAUCUUGUUAAAGAGAUUGAUAUGUUGCUGAAGGAGUACCUACUUUCUGGAGAUGUAUCAGAAGCUGAGCGUUGCCUUCAGGAACUAGAAGUGCCUCACUUUCACCAUGAACUUGUAUAUGAAGCAAUUGUGAUGGUUUUAGAAUCGACUGGAGAAACAACCUUUAAAAUGAUGCUUGAUUUGUUGAAAUCCCUCUGGACGUCUACUGUCAUUACUCUGGACCAAAUGAAAAGAGGUUAUGAACGAGUUUACCGUGAAAUCCCAGAUAUUAACCUGGAUGUGCCACAUUCAUACUCUAUGCUUGAGCGGUUUGUAGAGGAAUGCUUUCAAGCUGGAAUCAUUUCCAAACCACUGAGAGACCUCUGUCCUUCAAGGGGAAGGAAGCGCUUUGUAAGUGAAGGAGAUGGAGGUCGUCUUAAACUAGAGAGCUACUGAGUACAGAAACCAACUCUUGCAGCCUUAGAUGUUUAAAGGGAAAAAAAUAUAUUCUUUAUCUAAAUUGUAAGAGUUGCUUAGCACAGUUCAUAUAUAAUUUUUUAAAGCACUUGUUUUGGGUACAAAUCAUUUCUGAAAUAGUUUUGUAAAUUUAUAUUCAGGAAGGGCAUAUAGUAGAACAGAACAAGUAACCACAUUUCAGUGGUGGUGCCUUCAAAUAAGCUACCCUUUUGUAAGUGCCAUAUGUUUAUGACCUAAUCAUUCCAUGUUCUGCAUUGAUGUCUGACUGUCACUCCUUUCCUUCAAGGACAGUGUUUUUGUAGUAAAAUCACUGGUUUAUACAAAGCUUUAUUAUAGAGGGGUCAAGUUAAACUGCUGUAACCUCAUUUGGGCUGCUGCUGUUGAAAUGCUGUGCUUUGGGAGGAAAAAUGGUUAUUUCUUUAAAGAAUCUAAAAAAUGGAUUUGGUCAUAAGACGUAUUCAUCUUUUCCAGGGGAACGCACUGAUUGGUCUUAAAGACCAGUGCAGUAAAAGGUGUCUGGAACAUCUAUUUCUCUACAAAACUGGAAAAAAUGAACAGUUCUGUAGAAUGUAUUACAAAAUAAAUUUUUGUAAAGCUA